AUGAAUUUCACUAUUAUCCGUCAAUCAAGUGGAUUAUGUGUUGUUGCGUCAAUAAAUUGCGAGUUAGAGAGUCCCGCAACAUAUCGUAAUCCGCAUCGAAAUUUAAAUCAACUUGAUGUAGUCAAUCCAACUAUUGAACAAAUCUUAGUUAGUAAACAUGCAGAAGAGAUUUGCAACCAUUAUCGUCAUUAUGCACGUCAAUUAAUUAUACAACUAAAUUUGCCUUCAAUUAGUCAAAGAAUUGAACAUAUAUCAAUGACAUCCUGUAUCAAUGAUCUUGAAUCAACUGGAGAUAAACGCUUUGCAAACAGUAUUAUCCAAUUAUCACUGACAGAUACUAUUGAAAAUUUCAAUAUAAGUGAAGAUCAAAAAAUCAAAUAUUUUGAAAAGAUGGAUUAUAUAUUAGAAACAGUUCUUGAAAAAUCUCUUAGAAUUGUUGAUGACCUUAAAUUGAAAAGUAAUACUAACGAUGUAUUACAAUCAUAUGCGGCGCCAGAAACUGAAAUUUCUCAAGAUACAAUAGUUUUUACAGCUGAACAACUGACUACAACAACAUCAUCAUGUAAUAGAGUAAAUGAAGUGUAG
Molecule: messenger RNA, 585 nt
Organism: Rotaria sp. Silwood2
Lineage: Eukaryota; Metazoa; Rotifera; Eurotatoria; Philodinida; Philodinidae
Source: the annotation of a GenBank genome assembly